This is a messenger RNA of Coregonus sp. 'balchen', 6817 nucleotides long. Lineage: Eukaryota; Metazoa; Chordata; Actinopteri; Salmoniformes; Salmonidae. The record is from the annotation of a GenBank genome assembly.
AUGAGGCGACUCCUGCCGUUUUACCGGGCUCUGAACGCCCUGUGUAACAGACAAGUCAAGCGAAGAGCUGGAUUUGCCGGUUCUCAGUGCGGGUUUAGCGGAACCGUGUCUGAUAGCAAGGUACGAUUUGAACUGCAGCUGUUGCUUCCAAAUUAAUUCUGCACUGUCCGUUGAUACAUUGUAGACGUCUGGCAAUUAAUACAUUGUAGCCAAAUGUUUCCUUGUAAUACGAGGCACACCAAAAUGUAGCAUUGCAGAGGUAACUUUUUGGAUGCGCGCUUUGUGUCCGAAUGUUACUGCCUCUAGGGGAGCAGACUUGUGAGGGCAACUAUCCUAAAUCCAAGAUGUGUGGGUAUUUUAUUGAUACAUAAAUCCACAACCCAUAGUCAAUUUUGAUUUAAUGUAGACAAAUGUUGCACAUUUUAAUUGUGGUAAACUGGCCAGUAUAAGACAAUCAGAUGAUUUUCCAUAAUAUGUCAAAACAACGUCCCCUUUGUUUAUGCCAAAUCGCAGUCUUGAGUCGAUGCAGUAUGCUGAGGUUUUGUAGCUUUCAAUGCGGAUGUUUUAGCCUCUGAUGAUGCAUUUUGAUGUGUCAUUCCCAGGGCUCGUCGUCUGCCUUUGAUUACACACUGUUCUUAGCAGUCAAUUCUGCAUCACUCAUCUUGUAAUGUAGACUACAAUGAAUUGGAAUACAUCUCGUUUUUUCCUCUCUAAAUAAUACAUUUACAUUUUAGUCAUUUAGCAGACGCUCUUAUCCAGAGCGACUUACAGUUAGUGAGUGCAUACAUUAUUAUUUUUAUUUUUUUCAUACUGGCCCCCCGUGGGAAACGAACCCACAACCCUGGCGUUGCAAACGCCAUGCUCUACCAACUGAGCUACAUCCCUGCCGGCCAUUCCCUCCCCUACCCUGGACGACGCUGGGCCAAUUGUGCGACCGGCUACGACAGAGCCUGGAUCUCUGGUCAUCGGAUAGGAGUCAGAGGUGCAAAUACAGUGGGGUCCGGAAUUAUUGGAUCCCUUGAUAAAGAUGAGCAAAAAAUACUGUAUAAAAUAAAUACAAAUACUGAGCUAUAUUCUAUGCACAUUUUUAUUUAUUAUUAUAUCAUUUUAUACUAAUGCAAUUGCUCAGAGGAAUAGAUUUUGUUUUACAAGUAAUACAAAAAAUCUAAAAAUGAUAGGGAUCCAAUAAUUUUGACUCGUGUUCAAUACUCCAACAUUGAAUACUUCCUUGUGAGGAUAAUGACACAGCCUUUUUUCUAAAAGGUUUUAUGAGAUCUUAGACCAUUCCACUACAGAAUAUUUCUAGAUCCAUGAUAUCCUUCAUCUGCGCUUAUGGACUGCCCUCUUCAAUUCAAACCACAUGUUUUCAAUGGGGUUCAAGUCCAGAGACUGAGAUGGCAAUUGCAAAAUGUUGAUUUUGUAGUGUGCUGUGGUUAUUGUCUUGCCGGAAGAUUCACUUGCGGCCAAGUUUCAGCCUCCUGGUAAAGGCAACCAGGUUUUUGAACAAUGCAUAUGUAGAAAAUACCUCAUCCCUACUGUAAAAUAUGUUGGUGAAGCUUUGAUGUUAUUGGGCUAUUUUGCUUCCACUGGUCCUGGGGCAAUUGUUAAGGUCAACGGCUUUAUCAAGUAGCAGGGCAUUUUAGCCAAAAACCUGGUUACCUCUGCCAGGAUGCUGAAACUUGGUCGCAAGUGGAUCUUCCAGCAAGACGAUAACCCCAACCACACAUCAAACUCCACAAAUAAAUUAUUAAUUGACCACAUAAUCUACAUUUUAGCUUAGUCUUCGGACUUGAACCCCAUUGAAAACGUGGUUUGAAUUGAAGAGGGCAGUCCAUAAGUGCAGACGAAGGAUAUCAAGAAUCUGGAAAGAUUCUGUAUGGAGGAAUGGUCUAAGAUCCCUCCUGAUGUGUUCUCCAACCUCAUAAAACAUUUUAGAAAAAGGCUCAGUGUCGUUAUCCUCACAAGAGGAGGAUGCUGGAUUGAAAACAGGGGAUCCAAUCAUUUUGAUCACUAUCUUUUAGAGUUUAAAAAAAAUCUCUUUCUCUGAGCAAUUGUAUUAGUAUAAAAUAUGUUACAUUUUUUGGCACAUACAAUAUAGCUCAGUAUUUUUAUUAUUUAUUUAUACAGCAUUUUCUUUGCUCAUCUUUAUCAAGGGAUCCAAUAAUUCUGGACGCCACUGUAUGAUGCUUAUUUUCUCUGUAUGUGAGCUGCCUGCACAAUUCACAUUUCCUUCCACUUCUACCUUGAGACUGUUGUAGCCUGAUCCACACCAUAGCGAAACAGAACGUAAGCUCACAAGACUUCAGGAUGGUCGUACAAGGCUAAGACUGUUGAGCAACACCCUGGAAAUAGAUGUGUUGUUACAUAGCUAUAGAAACUAAAUAAUUACUAGAUGUAUAUUUAAAACAGAACUACACACAGGAUCCUGUAUCUAUUCUUGUCUAUCAACUCAGACCCAUGGCUUGGGGAUAUGAAAUAUGUUGGGUCCUAUGAUAUUGAGUGUAAUAAUUUUAAAUGUUGCAUGAUGUCAACAUUACCGUUUUUUAUGUCAGCAUGUAGUGAUCUAGAAAGUGGAAUAUGAGUCACUCUCUCCCUAUCCCAUCCUCAGCCACGCUUUGGCCUGCUGUUUGACAUUGAUGGCGUGCUUGUCCGGGGAAAGAUGCCCAUCCCUGCUGCAAAAAAGGCCUUCCAAAAACUGGUCAACUCUCAGGGACAAUUUGUGGUGCCAGUUGUUUUUGUUACCAAUGCAGGGAAUUGCAUGCGGCAGACGAAAGCGGACCAGCUCUCUCACAUCCUGGGAGUGCCUGUAAGUGUCUCGCACCUACUCACAGCUCUCUUCUGCCACACACAAACUGUAAUGACUAUGCCCUCAUUUAAUUUCGGUCCAUGUGGGCAGUUAGCCGGAACAAUAUUGCAGUGAACAGCAGGGCAGGGAAGCGAACCUGGGUUCUCUGGUGUGAAAGGCAAACACCCUUCGCAUUGCGCCAAUAGGGUUUACCCACUUGGUAGGAAUUGAAACAUGGAUCAUACUGUAUAGCGAGUAUCGCUACAAUAUGUACCUUAGUGCACUCAUGUUGUACAUGUUAGUGUGCUACAUUGUCUGUUGACUUUGAACGAGUUCUCAGCGACAUGAUGGAGAAAUAUAACCACCAGAGGUACCUAGACAAUGAUGUGUGUUGAAUGCAGCCUUUUGACAGGACAUUAAAGUGUGUGUGUGUAUUGUUGCACAGUAAAUCAAACUAAUCAUCACCUCUUGAAGAUAGGUCUGCUGUAGGUCUCAUACCAGUCAUGCUCUGGCUCAGCCUAUCUGACAGGUAUUUUUCUUACCAGAUCACUAUGGACCAGGUGAUGAUGUCACACAGUCCACUGAGGAUGUUCAAGAAGUACCAUGACAAGUGCGUUCUGGUGUCAGGACAAGGACCCGUUCUAGAUAUUGCCAAAAAGUAUCCUUUCGAAAUAUGUGUUGUCAGACAUGAUCAAAGCAUCUGCUUGGCCUGAUGAGAGAAAAUAUCUUCUAUUUUACACACAAAUGAAGUAACAAGCUAAUUAUAAUGAAUUUGCUAUGCGUUGGUGUAAUACUUAACCAUGUUAAGCUUGGGCUUCCAGAAUGUGGUCAGUAUCGACAUGCUGAGAGAGUCAUUUCCUCUUCUGGACAUGGUGGACCACAACAGACGACCCAAAGUGCCAGUGAGUCUGUAUACAUCAAGAUCCAUAGACAGGCUAUAUUUCAGAGUCUUUCCUAAGCAUGUUCAAUUUUUUAUUUUCAGUCCAGUCAAAUUGCCAACCUUCCCACAGUAGAAGGUAAGAGCUUGUGAACAGAUACUCUUCUUCUGAUUGAUCUUGUUAUUGAACUGUCACAGUAAUUGCAUAUCAUAUCCAUCAUAUUCCAAUUAUUUUCUCUUCCCGGUCCAGCUGUUAUUCUGUUUGGGGAGCCCAUCCGAUGGGAGACCAACCUCCAGCUGAUAAUUGAUAUCCUGUUGACCAAUGGGAACCUAAGCGGAGCCCACCAGAGCCAGAAGCUGCCCCAUCUCCCCCUGCUGGCCUGCAACAUGGACCUCAUGUGGAUGGCCGAGGCCCAGUCUCCACGGUAACCACAGUGACUUAAAGCUGUUAUUGAAAUGUGGUGAAUAGGCCGAUAUGAAUAGACUGAAAGACAUUUGUUUUUUCACCAUAGAAUCUAUUCAUGUCCUGGAUGCAAAAUGGGACCUAGCUCAUUGAAGUCUGGCCUUCAAGAAAAGCUGUUGAAUGAGCUUAGUUUACUUUUUGUUUAAUUUUGCUUCUGUACAUCAUGUAAACUCCAGGUUUGGUCAUGGGACGUUCCUGGUGUGCCUGGAGAACAUCUAUAAGAAAAUAACAGGUAAAGAGGUGAAGUACAAGGCUCUGAUGGGGAAGCCCAGUGAACUGACCUACCACUUUGCUGAGUACCUUAUCAGAGGCCAGGCUGUGGAGAGAAACUGGACACAGCCCAUCACCUCCCUCUAUGCUAUUGGGUAAGACACCUGUCAUCUCACUGUUUACAGCAAACAUUUAUUUUACGGGAAAGAUACUAGGUUACAAAUGGGUAAUCACACAAUGAUAAAUGGAAAAACUUGUUUGUUCUUUUGGGUUUCAAGGCACAGCUAGACUGUCGCUACAGUAGAUGCUAUAUGCUGAUGUCCAUGAUGAUGCUAUAUGCUGAUGUCCAUAAAGAUGCUACAGUGGGGGAAAAAAGUAUUUAGUCAACCACCAAUUGUGCAAGUUCUCCCACUUAAAAAGAUGAGAGAGGCCUGUAAUUUUCAUCAUAGGUACACGUCAACUAUGACAGACAAAAUGAGAAAAAAUUCCAGAAAAUCACAUUGUAGGAUUUUUAAUGAAUUUAUUUGCAAAUUAUGGUGGAAAAUAAGUAUUUGGUCAAUAACAAAAGUUUCUCAAUACUUUGUUAUAUACCCUUUGUUGGCAAUGACACAGGUCAAACGUUUUCUGUAAGUCUUCACAAGGUUUUCACACACUGUUGCUGGUAUUUUGGCCCAUUCCUCCAUGCAGAUCUCCUCUAGAGCAGUGAUGUUUUGGGGCUGUUGCUGGGCAACAUGGACUUUCAACUCCCUCCAAAGAUUUUCUAUGGGGUUGAGAUCUGGAGACUGGCUAGGCCACUCCAGGACCUUGAAAUGCUUCUUACGAAGCCACUCCUUCGUUGCCCGGGCGGUGUGUUUGGGAUCAUUGUCAUGCUGAAAGACCCAGCCACGUUUCAUCUUCAAUGCCCUUGCUGAUGGAAGGAGGUUUUCACUCAAAAUCUCACGAUACAUGGCCCCAUUCAUUCUUUCCUUUACACGGAUCAGUCGUCCUGGUCCCUUUGCAGAAAAACAGCCCCAAAGCAUGAUGUUUCCACCCCCAUACUUCACAGUAGGUAUGGUGUUCUUUGGAUGCAACUCAGCAUUCUUUGUCCUCCAAACACGACGAGUUGAGUUUUUACCAAAAAGUUAUAUUUUGGUUUCAUCUGACCAUAUGACAUUCUCCCAAUCCUCUUCUGGAUCAUCCAAAUGCACUCUAGCAAACUUCAGACGGGCCUGGACAUGUACUGGCUUAAGCAGGGGGACACGUCUGGUACUGCAGGAUUUGAGUCCCUGGCGGCGUAGUGUGUUACUGAUGGUAGGCUUUGUUACUUUGGUCCCAGCUCUCUGCAGGUCAUUCACUAGGUCCCCCCGUGUGGUUCUGGGAUUUUUGCUCACCGUUCUUGUGAUCAUUUUGACCCCACGGGGUGAGAUCUUGCGUGGAGCCCCAGAUCGAGGGAGAUUAUCAGUGGUCUUGUAUGUCUUCCAUUUCCUAAUAAUUGCUCCCACAGUUGAUUUCUUCAAACCAAGCUGCUUACCUAUUGCAGAUUCAGUCUUCCCAGCCUGGUGCAGGUCUACAAUUUUGUUUCUGGUGUCCUUUGACAGCUCUUUGGUCUUGGCCAUAGUGGAGUUUGGAGUGUGACUGUUUGAGGUUGUGGACAGGUGUCUUUUAUACUGAUAACAAGUUCAAACAGGUGCCAUUAAUACAGGUAACGAGUGGAGGACAGAGGAGCCUCUUAAAGAAGAAGUUACAGGUCUGUGAGAGCCAGAAAUCUUGCUUGUUUGUAGGUGACCAAAUACUUAUUUUCCACCAUAAUUUGCAAAUAAAUUCAUUAAAAAUCUUACAAUGUGAUCUUCUGGAUUUUUCUUUCUCAAUUUGUCUGUCAUAGUUGACGUGUACCUAUGAUGAAAAUUACAGGCCUCUCUCAUAUUUUUAAGUGGGAGAACUUGCACAAUUGGUGGUUGACUAAAUACUUUUUUCCCCCACUGUAUAUGCUGUUGUCCAUAAUGAUGCUAUAUGCUGAUGUCCAUGAUGUGGGAUGUAGUGUCUGUACUACUUGAUUCCUCUCCUUGAUUUCCUUUCUUUUCCUUUGCCUCUCUACUCCCUCAGGGAUAACCUGAUGACUGAUAUCUAUGGGGCCAACCUCUAUAACCGCUACCUGGAGGAGAGGACAAGGAGGAAGAACUCCAAAGCUGUCGCCAAGAUGGCCACCGGCACGGGCGCCAACGCAGCCCUGCCCCAGGUCAACGACCACGUAGAGAACGCCUGGGAGAGCGAGCUGGCACCCCCCUCUGCCACCUCCUGCAAGUCCAUCCUGGUAUGCACUGGGGUGUACAACCCCCACACAGAGGUGCCCACCGACACCAACCAGUCCAUCAAGGAGACUGUGUUCCACGGGCACCGUGACUUCCGCUUUGACCCGGCGCUGGUGGAGCCCGGGCACAUCGUGCAGGACGUGGCUGAUGCUGUGGAGCUCAUCUUUGAGCAGGAGAAGUUUGUGCCUCAGUAA